Messenger RNA from Brugia malayi, 1017 nucleotides. RefSeq lists its product as uncharacterized. Bases 1 to 1017 code for a protein of 338 amino acids. The record is from RefSeq and is a predicted model, not a curated record. Gene Ontology annotation, biological process: cellular response to calcium ion; regulation of calcium ion-dependent exocytosis; regulation of dopamine secretion. Gene Ontology annotation, cellular component: synaptic vesicle membrane; dense core granule; axon. NCBI's taxonomy places the organism in Eukaryota, Metazoa, Nematoda, Chromadorea, Rhabditida, Onchocercidae. The transcript has 7 exons. Gene Ontology annotation, molecular function: syntaxin binding; clathrin binding; calcium ion binding.
AUGAUGUGGGCAAGCGCCAUAGCACCAUGCUCAUCGAUAUUUCGUUUAUUCGCCUGCUGCUUCAGGCGAUCGAAGUCACAUAUCCACAUUGUGCAAAAUGCAGUUCUUAAUGAUCCAGUACCAGCCAUAUCACAUGAGAUUUCCGGACAGCCAAAUGUCUCAUCGAAUGCUGCCAUACUUUCAUUUGGUAAAAUUCAUUACAAGUUAGACUACGAUUUUGGAAGUAACAAGUUAGCAGUAACAAUUUUUGAAUGUAAAGAAUUGCCAGCAAUGGAUCGGAAUGGAAUGUCAGAUCCAUACGUGAAACUGUAUCUGCUUCCGGAAGGAAAGCCAAAAUUUGAAACAAAAAUCAAGCGGAAAUGCUUAAACCCCAUUUUUAAUGAAAUGUUCGCCUUUCAUAUAGCAUUUACGGAGCUUCAGUGUAAGACACUUCAAUUGGUUGUAUACGAUUUUGAUCGAUUAAGGAAGGAUGACCGAAUUGGUCAGCUGUCAAUACCUCUAGAGAAAGUUGACUUUGGUAUUACUGUCGAGAAAUGGUCUCAACUAAAUCCUCCGGAAUGUGAAACUAACUCAGAGUCACGACUUGGUGAUCUUUGCUUCUCUUUGCGAUAUCGGCCAAGUACAAUGAUUUUAACUGUAACAAUAAUGGAAGCUCGAAAUCUUAAGAAAAUGGAUGUUGGAGGUUUGUCAGAUCCAUUUAUCAAAUUACAUUUGUAUAAUGGACGAAAAUUGAUAUCAAAGAAGAAGACAACACGAAAAUACAAAACACUGAAUCCAUAUUACAACGAAAGUUUUCAGUUCAAACUGGAACAGGAAUUAUUGGAGAAAGUGCAUUUGGUUAUCAGUGUUUGGGAUUAUGACAAGAUGAGUAAAAAUGACUUUAUCGGAGAAGUAAAGCUUGGCUCUCCAUCUCUCAAUGACUUCACAGUUAGCAUCACCAGCCAGAAACAAUGGCUUGAAAUGAUGUGUACCAAGAGACCUGCUGUUCACUGGCAUACCUUACAGCCGAAAUCAUGA